This is a messenger RNA of Anthostomella pinea, 1449 nucleotides long. The record is from the annotation of a GenBank genome assembly. Lineage: Eukaryota; Fungi; Ascomycota; Sordariomycetes; Xylariales; Xylariaceae.
AUGGCAGCGAAUCGAGACGCUCGUGGCUCUGUUCAAGACGUCUCUAGCAAGGGACCUGCCAACGAACGUGAGCAGAGGCUCUUGUGGAAUCCCGAAAACGUCAAAGACGUUGCCGAGUCUGUAGGCAUCUCCACUCUCGGCGAAGAUGCCCUGCGCACGCUCUCCCAAGACGUCGAAUAUCGUAUCGGCCAAGUUCUUGUCGAGGCCCUCCGCUUCAUGCGACUUUGCCGACGGACGACCAUGACCACGCAGGAUGUUUCCCAAGCAUUACGUGUGCUAGACGUCGAACCGCUCUACGGGUACGACUCAACCAGAUCAUUACGUUACGGGGAAGCGAGUCUAGGUCCCGGACAGCCGUUAUUCUAUAUCGAUGAUGAGGAAGUGGAUUUCGAGAAGGUCAUCAACGGGCCGCUGCCCAAGGUACCCCGGGAUAUCAACUUUACUGCGCAUUGGCUAGCGGUCGAAGGCGUGCAGCCAACUAUUCCUCAGAACCCCACGACGGCCGAGUCGCGAUCACAAGAUCUUCUACCCAAAGGCCCCGGUGCCAACCCUACGCUGGCAGCCCUGGCCGGCCACGACAACGCGAGCUUUCGACCGGCUGUCAAGCACAUCAUCUCCAAAGAACUUACCCUCUACUUUGAGAAGGUGCAGGCAGCCUUGUUGGAUGACAACCCUGAUCCCGAGGUUCAGCGAUUGCGCGAUGCAGCGCUGGAGUCGGUCAGCUCUGAUCCGGGCCUCCACCAACUUGUACCGUACUUUGUCAACUUCAUCUCGAAUCAGGUUACCCAUCACCUCGAUGAUAUCUUCGUCCUGCGACAGAUGAUGGAGCUCACCAACGCCUUGAUCAUGAACGAACACAUAUAUCUGGACCCGUACGCGGGUGCUCUGUGUGCGCCAGUCCUCACAUGCCUGUUGGGCCGCAAGCUUGGAUCGGAGAUUGGAGGCGAUGCGGUUAAGGACCAAUACCAACUCCGCGAGUACGCCGCAACGCUGAUCGGACAGAUUGCGCGCAAGUACUCGAGCUCCAACAAGCUGCUACGCCCCAAGCUCACUCGCUCAUGUCUCAAGACGUUCCUGAAUCUCUCCAUGUCGCCGCAGGUAUGGUAUGGGGCCGUCUCCGGUAUACUGGCAGCGGGCGGUCCAGAGGCAAUCAAGGUUCUCGUGCUGCCGAAUCUAAAGGACUUUGAAGCGGGUGUUCUCAGCCCGCUGCGGGAGAAAGGCGAAGCCAGCCGCACAGAUUUUGAGAUGCUGGUGGGUGGCAUCAUGAAGGCGGUCCGAUCUCUGGCGGAAUCAGACUUUCCCAUGAUGAAUGGUAUCAACGGUGGUACCAGCGAGCGUGAGACAGCUGCCAUCAAGGCCUUCGUGGGCGAUAUUAUCGGUGAGCGUGUGGGGGCAUUGGCCGACCACAACCUGAAUCAGGCUGUGCUGGAUGCCCAAAACUUCUCGUAG